Molecule: messenger RNA, 2697 nt
Organism: Fusarium coffeatum
Lineage: Eukaryota; Fungi; Ascomycota; Sordariomycetes; Hypocreales; Nectriaceae
Exons: 6
Coding region: 1-2697 (898 amino acids)
Biological process (GO): protein deubiquitination
Cellular component (GO): nucleus; cytosol
Source: RefSeq, a predicted model, not a curated record
AUGGCGUCCAAAGAGCCUUCGGAGGCCGAUAUUGAUAACUUGAUUGACUGUUGCGGUCUGAACGCUAUACACGAUCGCGAUUUGGCAAGACAAGCGCUCAAGCUCAAUAACAAUAAUGGAGACGUGGCUGCCGGCGAGUUCUAUACUAACGGAGAGGACAAUUUUCGAUCGAGGUACACGAAGCUCUGGGACGACUCAGCAUUCAGCGCGGACAGGGACGGCAACAGCAAUAAUGCCGGAAUAUCGUUCCAUGUCGAAUCUUCCGAUCACGCCGUUAUCCAAGGCGUAACUCCCCCGCCCGAUUCCCAUAUGUUUGGCGCUCCCUCAAGACCUCCUUCACGAUCAAAUAAUCGAUCUCCUCUGGGUACGAUGGUGGAAUGGGCUGCGGCACAUGCGCCCGGUAUUUCUCUUUCCCAGUCCGACGAGCAUCUACUAACCGGGUCGUAUACAGGUGUCCCGAAUAGCCAGGCACAGGAAGACGACGAUGUACAACGAGCCAUUCGCGAGUCGGCGCAAGAGGCUGGAAUAACGAUUCCCGAACAAGAAACCGGCUUCAUAGGUCCAUCGGAACCGGCGCCUACUCAAUUUGGCCCAGCAAAUCGCGAAACCUACGAGGAGAGCCAAUGGGCAAUGGUUCCUGUUGGGCCAGCUAGCAAAGAGAUCUCCACGAACGACCCGAAGCCGUCAGAAAGAAAGAGGAUACAAAGCGCCCCUGCAAUGCUGAUAAAGAGCAGGCUAGGAGAGCAUGAUCAUCGACUGGGCGGUCUCCUCACGAUCAUGCAUGAAAUUCCCAUGGUCCGAAAUAUCCUUCUCAACAUCGGUAACCUAGCUACAACAUACGGCAAUAACAAGGAUUGGUGGAAAGGGGAGGAGAUCUUAUCACAGGAGGUUGUGGCAAAAAUGAAUGAAGAGAUGACCUGGGAACCGGGACAACACAACAGCAGCACUGCGUUCGAAGAGGAAAUCCACCGCCUAAUGGCUUUUCUGGAUUCCACCGAGCGUGCAUACGGCUCGGUAUCUAUGCUGACGGAGCUGAUGAAGUUCCAUGGCAUUGGCACUGAGAAGCACUUUUACGAGAUGCUACAGGACAGACAUGGUGAAGCGAUCAGGCCGCUCACACAGGUUGCUACUGUUGCACCUUUCCACGGUGGCGCCAUGGAAGAGAACGUCAACUUUGGUUAUCUCGAAAUAGAACACUCAAGAAACGAGUACAAGUGCAUCAAGACAUUGUAUGAGGCACUCGACCACGUAAUGUGGAGUGAUGCACUUGGACCGGAAGCCAUUCAAGAAGACUCCAAAGUGGCAUUUUUCAAAGAAAUGGGCGAUGUUUUGGUGCUCGAUAUAUCUGGUGAUGGACCAAAGGAGUCAAUCGAAAUACCUCAUGAAUUCUAUCCAGAGAAAUACCUGGUCUCUCGACAAGACGAGGCCCGCCGCAUCCAGUACGGUUGGCGCCAGACGAAAGAGGAUAUGGCACGUCUUGAAAGAGAAAAGGAGCAACUCGAUCAACUGAAGGGGAUUUGGGCCACCGGCAAUAUUAACACAAAGUCUGGCCUGCUGAAAAAGGCAGUAGAGCAGUGGGAGGGUUACAAGAGUUACCUUGACGGUUUUAGACAAUUCACGGCGUUGCUGAAUUCGGGAUUCAACACUGACAAGGAUCCCGACUGCCGCGAGGCUGCUCCCGACCGCGACGAUGAACAGGAAAAGCGAUAUGAGACGGUUGAGCAGGUAAUUGAGUACUCGAAGACGUUGCUCGAAAGUCUAGAAAACAGAAUGAAGGACCUCGAUACAGAGAUGGAACAGGUUGCGAAGAAACAAAGAGCUCUGGGAAGGCUUCUCACGGUGCCGGACAAGCCAGGUCGUCCGAAGCCCAUGACAUGCAAAAAGUACCUGCUUCGUGGAGUGGCCACUUCGUCGGACGUUGUCUAUGUCUGUCAGCGUGAAGAAGAGGAUUUGAUAGAACUCAGCAACGAGAACAACCGCGUUGAUCAAUGGUGGAGACUGGCAUAUGAUUCGCACGGAGAUGGAUCAACCACACGGGUCGAGAAAAUCAAGACCGAGGAGCUAUUCGAGGAUGUGUGGCAUGAAACCAGGAAGCCUCUGCUCGUAUAUGCCACCGAGGAAGCCCUCGGAACCUCGAAGCAGCGACUUCCACCUCAGCUAGAGCUGUUUGUUAAGGUGGACAACAAAGCUUUUCGGCAGGAGUUGACUGAAGAAGAGACGACGGCUGAAGUAAAGCCAACACCCAGUUCUGACCACCCUCUCUCGCCUCUCUCACCUUCAAAAAGAAAACAUCGAGCUGACAGCGUCGGUUCAAUGGACAGCAACCGUGCUUCCAUUGGCAGCGAUGGCAGAAAUGGAUUCGACAGCCCAUUUGGUUUUCAAGAUGAUCACACAGGUACUGAGAUGGAGGAUUAUGGAAGCUCGUCGAACUAUAUCCACAGUAGCGAUAUCUUGGACGAUCCUCCUACCCUCCCAGCUCGCCCUCAAGGCUCAACUACGUCCACAACAGAGCCAACUUCGGCUACCAUGACACCUAAUACGGUCGAAGCCGACUAUGUGGACAGUGAGGAGCCUCGAAGUCCGGAGAUGCAAGAGAAGUCUAGACCCCCUCCUUUCAUGUCGAUCUCGAGAACCCCGUCCGAAAGAAAGGAGCCGAUCAAUCUGAUGGAUAUGGACAUACCAGACGAGAAGCAAUAG